This is a messenger RNA of Sesamum indicum (sesame), 1790 nucleotides long. RefSeq names its product cytochrome P450 704C1. Lineage: Eukaryota; Viridiplantae; Streptophyta; Magnoliopsida; Lamiales; Pedaliaceae. The record is from RefSeq and is a predicted model, not a curated record. Gene Ontology annotation, molecular function: oxidoreductase activity, acting on paired donors, with incorporation or reduction of molecular oxygen; monooxygenase activity; iron ion binding.
UUCAUCUUCAUCUCCAGUACUGUAGUAAGUUCUCUCCUUAACAACUUUGUCCUCCGUCAAGCUUCCAUGGCAAUAAUCAUUCUCUGCGUUAUCUUCUCCAUCAUCUCCAUUCAACUGCUCGCGCGGAAACUGCAGCAGAAGCAGGGGAAGAAAACGUACCAUCCAAUUGGCGGCACCGUAUUCCAUCAGCUCGUCAACUUCAAUAGGCUGCACGAUUACAUGACUGAUCUUGCUGGGAAGCACAAGACUUACAGAUUGAUCGGCCCUUUUCGGAGUGAGGUUUAUACCUCGGAUCCGGCUAAUGUUGAGUAUAUGCUGAAAACGAACUUUGAGAAUUAUGGCAAGGGAUGGUACAACUAUAGCAUUCUAAAGGAUCUGUUAGGUGAUGGAAUUUUCACAGUUGAUGGUGAGAAGUGGAGGGAGCAGAGAAAAGUGUCGAGCUAUGAGUUCUCGACAAGGGUAUUGAGGGAUUUUAGUAGUGUGAUUUUCAGAGAUAAUGUCGUAAAGCUUACCAGAAUAGUGUCUGAAGCUGCAAUCUCCAAUGAGCCAAUGGAUAUCCAAGACCUUUUCAUGAAGGCGACUUUAGAUUCGAUAUUCAGAGUUGCAUUUGGAGUUGAUUUAGACACUAUGUGUGGUUCGAACGAAGAAGGUGCAAAAUUUAGCAAUGCUUUUGAUGAUGCGAGUGCAUUGACUCUGUGGAGGUACGUGGAUAUUCUGUGGAAGAUAAAGAGAACUUUCGGUAUUGGUUCAGAAGCAAAAUUGAAGAAAACUCUCAGAGUGAUUGAUGAAUUUGUGUACAAGUUGAUCUCUAGUAAAAGUGAAAAAAUGCAUGAGUCGCCGGAUGAUUCAACUCUCCAGUUGAAAAAAGAAGACAUCUUGUCAAGGUUUUUGCAGUUCCAAGAGACAGAUCCUAAGUACCUGAGAGAUAUCAUAUUGAAUUUCAUAAUUGCUGGGAAGGACACAACAGCAACAACUAUUUCCUGGUUUAUUUACAUGCUCUGCAAGCAUCCUCUUGUACAGGACAAAGUGGCAAAAGAGAUAAAAGAUGUGACAGACUCAAAAGAGGUGGUAAGUAUUUCAGAGUUUGCUGCUAGCGUGAGUGAAGAAAAUCUGGAGAAGAUGCAUUACCUUCACGCUGCGUUGACCGAGACCCUGAGGCUCUAUCCAGCUGUGCCAGUGGAUGCAAAAGUAUGCUUGUCUGAUGACACAAUGCCAGAUGGAUACAGUGUGAAUAAAGGCGAUAUGGUGGCUUAUCAACCGUAUGCAAUGGGAAGGAUGAGAUUCAUAUGGGGUGACGACGCAGAGGACUUCAGACCAGAAAGAUGGAUCGAUGAGAAUGGCUGCUUCCAGCAGGAGAGCCCCUACAAAUUUACAGCUUUCCAGGCCGGGCCUCGGAUUUGUUUGGGAAAGGAAUUUGCUUACAGGCAGAUGAAGAUCUUCUCAGCUGUUCUGCUGAGAUUCUUUGUCUUUAAAUUAAGUCAUGAGGGGCAAACGGUGAAGUACAGAACAAUGAUCAAUCUUCACAUUGAUGGGGGGCUCAGCGUUCGUGCCUUCCACAGAUCAGAUAUGAAGUCGACGUGAACUCAUACUGGAUUCAUCUCUGUUUUGGAGGCUGGAAACGUUGUUGCUCGUGACUAUUUCUGAGUUCCAAUAAUGUAUCAUGGUCUUAUCCAUGAUGUAAUCCAUCAUUUCACUAUUUCAAGUGCGUUGUUGUAAAAUGUAAUGAACAGAAAAGUUUGCCAUGAACACAAAAGGUCUACAAUCUAAUACGAUACCCCUCUUAAGACACA